Oncorhynchus kisutch (coho salmon) is the source of this 2885-nucleotide messenger RNA. RefSeq names its product zinc finger protein 501-like. Gene Ontology annotation, biological process: regulation of DNA-templated transcription. The record is from RefSeq and is a predicted model, not a curated record. NCBI's taxonomy places the organism in Eukaryota, Metazoa, Chordata, Actinopteri, Salmoniformes, Salmonidae. The coding region runs from base 1 to 1293 and encodes 430 amino acids. Gene Ontology annotation, molecular function: RNA polymerase II cis-regulatory region sequence-specific DNA binding; DNA-binding transcription factor activity, RNA polymerase II-specific. The transcript is spliced from 2 exons.
AUGUCUAUUCUGGACUCCGGUUUUGACAGGAUUUCUGCUGUUGUGGCCUUUAACCAUCUGUCUGACUUCGUUGUUCACACAGGAGAGAGACAUGACUAUUGUGGAUCCUCUGGGGAGCCUCAACAACAUCAUGAAGCUGACGAUGCAGAGAAGAGUCUAUCCACAUCAGAACGGCUCAAACACCAGCAGAGACCCAGAGGGAAGAAACCUCACCACUGCUCUAACUGUGGGAAGAGUUACUCAAGAUUAGAUUCACUAAAAGUACACCAGAGAAUUCACACUGGAGAGAAAACGAAUAGCUGUUAUCAAUGUGGGAAGAGUUUUACUACAUCUAGCCAGCUGACUAUACACCAGAGAAAACACACGGGAGAGAAACCUUACCACUGCUCGGACUGUGGAAAGAGUUUUGCUGUCUCAGGAUAUUUACAAUCACAUCAGAGAACACACACAGGAGAGAAGCCUUAUAGCUGUCAUCAAUGUGGGAAGAGUUUUGCUCACUCAAACACACUGAUAUCACACUUGAGAAUACACACUGGAGAGAAAUCUCAUAGCUGCUCUCAUUGUGGGAAGAGGUGCACAUCUUUAGCAACCCUUAAAAUACAUCAGAGAAUCCAUACAGGAGAGAAACCUUAUAGCUGCGCUGACUGUGGGAAGUGUUUUGGUUUGUCAGGACAUUUAAAAUUACACCAGAGAACACACACAGGAGAUAAACCUUAUAGGUGUGAUCAAUGUGGGAAGAAUUUUAGUUACUCAGGUGGCCUGAUAGUACAUCAGAGAAUCCAUACAGGAGAGAAACCUUAUAGCUGUGAUCAAUGUGGGAAGAGAUUUGUUACAUCUAAUAGUCGUAAUAUACACCAAAGAACACACACUGGAGAGAAACCUUACCACUGCUCUGACUGCGGAAAGAGUUUUGUUUCGACAGGACAUUUAAAAGUACACCAGACAACACACACAGGAGAGAAGCCUUAUAGCUGUCAUCAUUGUAGCAUGAGUUUCGUUACAUCGGGCAGCCUGAAAAGACACCAGAGAACACACACAGGAGAGAAGCCUUAUAGCUGUGAUCAAUGUGGGAAGAGUUUUGUUACAUCUAGCUGUUGUACUAUACACCAGAGAACACACACAGGAGAGAAACCUUAUCACUGCUCUGACUGCGGAAAGCAUUUUGUUUCAUCGGGAUGUUUAAAAUCACACCAGAGAACACACACAGGAGAGAAGUGUCAUAGCUGUGACCAAUGUGACAAGAGAUACUCUGAUAAAAGAUCUCUGAUUAAACAUCAGAAAAUUCAUACAUGAAGUAGUUUUUUUAAAUGAAAUAUCACAAUGUUUAACAUUGUAGUGUGAGUAUUUUAAUGAAUGAUGUCACAAUGUAGAAUGUUUAACAUUGUAGUAGGAGUAUUUUAAUUAAUGAUGUCACAAUGUAGAACCCUAAACGUUUGCCCCCUUUUCUAUUGAUUUCAGCGUGAUAUGGAUAUUAGCCUCAUCAGGGGAAAACUCCAGGCUCUGAAUUGAAAGAGUCCUAUUUAAUGUCAUUAACAAAGAGUGAUUGUCAAGUAAAGCGUGACACUUACAUUGGCAACCCACUUAAAUCAAAAUGCACCACUUCAAACUGUAGCGAGCUGUUUUCUACUAAUUGUCCAGUGAUGUACACUUCAUUCCCAGAUUCCAUGUGUUUUUUAAACUGUUCUAAACGUACGUGCAACCUCAUCUCCCCCCUCUCGCCCCCAUUGAUUUCAUAGCGAUAUGAAUGAUGACAAAUAAGUGUUGCGUUUCUCUUCAUUUUGGGGACCCCUACAUUUAAAUGCAUCACUCCAAAGUGUAGCUGACUGUCUCCUACAGGUUGUUGUCUAACCAGUGAGGUAAAAGAUAUCUCCCAUCUCCCAUGUGUUUUUUAGUUGUGUUAGUUUCAACCGCAUAUGCAACCUGAUUUCCCCCCUAAUCAUUAUCAGUGAUUUAUUGCUAGUUGUUAAAACAGUGUUUUUGGUGCAGUUUAGAAGGUGCUCGUUGACAUUUUUUUAAAUUAAUAUGAUUACUGUUGUGUUUGUGUCGAUCGUACAUUUCAUGUUUAGGUUGUCAAUAUAUCACAAACUGUUUCUGCAUAUUGGUUAGGACACGUUAAAACUGUUUUGACAUUGGGCUCUCCCACCUAGCAAAAUGACAUUGAAAAGACAUGAAGACUAUGCCCGAGGUCCAAACUACGUUCGGUUUUGGUUGAAAGUUGAAAAUAUGUAUUUUUCAGGUCCUUGUUUCAACGACUUGAAAACAACUUAAUUCAACGUACUUGCAGCCUAUACACAUGGAUGCAGUAUAUAAAAAAUGGGUCGAACAAUUUUUAUGAACAAUCAUACAUCACUUGAUAGAAUCAUUUGUAUGUUUAAGAUAAUGACUAAAGUAUUCCACCCUGAAACCAUAUAAUUGUAUGAAAAGUAUUCCACCCUGAAACCAUAUAAUUGUAUGAAAUGUGUUAGAGUCAUAAUCCAAUAAUGUGUGUGACUAGACUUUUUAAGACUAGGCCAUUGUGUUACUAUUUCGCAAUAUGAUCAGGGUAUAGUUGAGACAUUUCAAGGACAACUGAACUGUCGACUUGUGAUAACGGUGAAACUAAUAACUGGAAAGAGGCCUCCCCACCCUAGGGAGGAGAAAAAACUAUUAGAAAUGGCUAAGCUUGCAGAAGAUGAUGAAACAUGUUGCAGAAGUGUGAUAAACAAUGUAUGUGAACUUUGGAAAAAUACAGCCCACCUAAAGAGAGGUGGAGUUUCUACUGAUGUGAGUUAAUGUGUGGGUGCUAUAAAAAUAUUGUAUUCUCAUUUUGAAGACAGAGCGCUCUCUGAAUAAAGGACUGAGCUAUUACAGAAUCUGAGACUUUGUCUACUUCUUUAUUAACUGAA